Messenger RNA from Adineta steineri, 1500 nucleotides. The record is from the annotation of a GenBank genome assembly. Lineage: Eukaryota; Metazoa; Rotifera; Eurotatoria; Adinetida; Adinetidae.
AUGAUUGAACCUGCAUCUAAAAAAAUUAAACCCACAAUGAUCAUGUAUAUUAGAACUAUUUUACUGGUUGUUAGUUAUUUUCUUAUGGGUGUCGGUGGUGAAAUAGUUGGUUCAACAAUGGGUAUUCUCGCACAUAAUACUCAUGUGACAUUUAAUGGUAUGGCUACAGCAUUAGCAUUACGUAGUAUUGGAAGUUUAUUGGGAAAUGUUUUCUGCGGUAUUUUUCAAAAGAUUACAAAAAGCUAUUCAGAUUUGUUACUCACUGUGGCUUUCAUUUUUCUCGGUCUAAUUGGAGCUAUUACACCAUUUAUCAAAUCUUUCAUGCUAUUGAAUAUUGCAUUUUUUUUUCAUGGUACUGCGGGAAGUUUUGCUUCUAUGGGAGGUACAAGUCUUAUAUUUAAAAUUUGGGGAUCUCGUGCUGGUACUCCAUUGAGCAUGACUCAUUUCGGUUAUGGUUGUGGUGCUAUAUUUAUAAAUCUAUUUGUUCGUCCAUUUUUAAGUAACAAGAAUGUGCAUAGCAAUUUGAAUAUAUCUAAACAAUUUAAUUCUACAUUAUCAAGAUCUGUAUCUAUACCAAUAGAUGCAGAUAUUCGCAUUCCUUAUCUGACUAUUGGUGUUUUAUGUUUUAUAAUUUGUAUCGGACAUUUUAUAUUUUUCAUUCAAGAACAAAAAGAUAAACGAAACAAAACUGAAAUACAACAAGUAAACUAUACACCUGUAACUACAAUUUCUUCAAAAACUGAAACGCAAUAUGAUAAAACCAAAGUAUCUCAAUAUUCUCCAGUCAUUUGUGGUCAUGGUUAUUUUGGAUAUGGUUUAAGUCUAUCAUUAGUUUUUAUCGUCUAUAUGUUUUUUCUUCUUGGAACUGAACAAACAUUUGCAAAAUUUUAUUUUUCUUAUUUGAAAUUUGAUAAAUUUCAUAUUUCAACUGAUGCUGCUAGUUGGGCUACUAUUCUUUUUUGGAUUUCAUUUUCAAGUGGUCGUUUAAUUGGGGCUAUUGCAUGCAUAUUUAUUCCAGUUUCUAUAUGUCUAAGUGGACUUUGGUGUGGAGGUUUACUUCUUGCUAUAAUGUGGAUAACUUAUGUUUGGAUCCUUGGUCUUACUACAACAAGUCUUUUCGUUCUUGGUUCUUUCACUGGAUUGAUUAUUGGACCACUUCUUCCAUUAUCAUUUGCUUGGGUUAAUCAAAAACUUAAUGUAAUUCCAUCACUUCUUGCAGCAUUGCUUUUUGGAUCUGGUGUAGGAUCAUUGACAUUACAAAAGAUUGGCGGUUUCAUAAUGGAUUAUGAUCCAAAUCAUUUUCCAACUAUUAUUAUAACUUGUAUUAUUUUAACUAUAAUGUUAUAUAUGGUUUCAAAUAUUAUUAUAUUCGUACAUCAACGAAACUUAAAGAAUCUGAAGCAUCCAGUUAAUAAUGAUGCAUCCUUAACAAUUGAUAAAGUCGAUGAAGAAGAAAAACAACAAACGACUGACUUAUUACAAGCUGUUAGUGAAAUAUAA